UCAGUAAAUCAGUCGGCGCCCGUUGUUCAUGCACGAAGUGUCAUUUCAUACAAAAUUUCAAUUUCAAAUAGUAUACUGUUAAAAUAAUAUCUCUUCUAUAGUAAAAAAUAUUACACCAAAACUAUAUAGCAGUAAUAUUCUAUAUAUAUACAGCUUAAAUCUAGAAGUUGAUCAUGACUUCCAUGCUGUCAUUUGUGCUGAAAAACGUACCUAGUGAUUGGGAAUCAGUAAGCACAUAUAACAGCAGUUAUAUAUUAUUUGAUGUUAAUGUCCUUAGUAGAGAGGCAGAAAAUGUAAAAGCAAUGUUUAACUCGACGUCAUUAAACAUAAAUACCAUUCGAAGAGUCCAAAAUCCUUUUCAGUAUGGUCGUUUUAAGUUGAGACAAGAAAUGUUAAACUCUAAUUCAGUGGACACAGUGUUUCAUAUUGUACACCCAAGUGAUUUAGAAACAGCUCUGAAGUACACAUGUGAUUACAGGAGAUAUAAAAACGGACAUAAUUCUGAAGGUGAGAAUAAACAUCCACGCUUUUAUCCCAAUGUCCAGAACGCUGUUGUCAACCGGCCUGCAUCAAUGAUAAACGAUAGUUGCGUAUUAGUUGUCAGUAAAAUAUCUGGUAACCCCAAGACUCAAAGUGAUUAUUAUAUCCAAUACGUUGUUGAUUGUAAAUAAACUUCACUAAAUCUAUUAAUAUUUUAUAUUAUUUUACUUUGUAACUGUACUUAUGUAGUUAGGUAUCGAUACACCAAUAUAAAUAAAAAAACACAUUUCAUAAUAUAGGUAUUUACAUUUUAAUAUGUCAUGAUUAUCUAUAUAUAUUAAUUAUUUUUAUUAUUAUAAAAUGUAAUGAAAUGAUAACUAUUAAGUAAAUAUGUAAUAGGACAUUAAUUUUAAUUUACAUGUUAUAACACAUAAUGUCAUAAUAUUAUAAGUAGAUCAAGUACAAUUUUAACUAUGAACCAGGUACCUUUGGUAAAUGGAUAUUUUCCCCCCAAUAUAUUUUUGAUGUGGACAUUUUCCCCUCAUUUUUUUUUAAAGUUUAUAAUUGCCAAAUAAUAUUGAAUUUAAUAACACAAUAUUAUGAAAUUAUGAAAUUAUUUUUUUUAAAUAAAAAAAAUAUAUAACAUUUAUUUUUAUAAAUAUAAUAAAUUAUAAAUGUAUAUUAUGUUUCCACUCAACUACUUGAAACAAUAAGAAAUUUUAAAAAAUAAGUAUAAAAUAAAAUAUAAUUAAUAAUUAAUAAAAAUGGCCAAAAAUGUCGACACAAAAUGAUACAUUUUGUAAAUAAAUAUUUGAUUACCUACUGAUUCUUUUGUUAUUUCUAAAUAAAUAUUUUUUAGCCGUUGUUCAUAUUUUUUUUUUUUAGUUAAAAUGUACCAGUUUGGUUAUUUAACAAUUUAAUAAUUGCUUUUUAAAUUUGAUUCAAGUAGUUCAGCUGAUCAAAAAUAUACAUCUAUAGGUAAUUUAUUAUAUUUAUGAAAAUAUUCGAAAAUAUUAGACAGUAGGCAAAAAAAUUAUUUCAUAUCAAGUAGUAAACUUUUAAAAAUAAUGGGGUGGGGGGCAAAUGUUCGGGGGUAAAAUGUCUGCGAUUCGUACCUAACUCUACUACCUAUACCUAUAGGCUAUAGACAGCUAUACUAGAACUAGAUGGUAUCUAACAUAACGAACUAUAACUUGUAUAACCAUUUGAACCUAUCACAAAAUCAUUAUAAAAAAUAUGCUAAUCAAUAAUAAUUAGUGUUCUACGUAAAAUAUUGAUCGAUAAUAAUUAAUAACUGUCUUAAAUAUUCAGUUCAUUGUUCAUAUGAAAUAUUAAUUGAGUAACAAAAAUAAAUGUACUGAUUUUGAUAAAAUUAAUAUUGUGUAUUUACGUGUUCCUCAACAACAAACAAUUAUUAAUUUUACACUGACUCCAUUGCUAAAACUUUUUUUUUUUUAAGAAAAUUUAAAUAUUUUUAACUUAUUGUAAUAUAGAUUAAGUACUUAACUAUUAUAGUAUAUUUAAUAUUAUAUUAUCAAUUGUUAAUUUUAUG
Messenger RNA from Metopolophium dirhodum (rose-grain aphid), 2032 nucleotides. RefSeq lists its product as uncharacterized. The transcript is spliced from 3 exons. Lineage: Eukaryota; Metazoa; Arthropoda; Insecta; Hemiptera; Aphididae. The record is from RefSeq and is a predicted model, not a curated record. Bases 174 to 671 code for a protein of 165 amino acids.